Molecule: messenger RNA, 2469 nt
Organism: Phodopus roborovskii (desert hamster)
Lineage: Eukaryota; Metazoa; Chordata; Mammalia; Rodentia; Cricetidae
Gene: Gfi1
Product: growth factor independent 1 transcriptional repressor
Cellular component (GO): nucleus
Source: RefSeq, a predicted model, not a curated record
AUGUGGCGGCAGCUGGGCUCUGGAUGCGGGCUCCUGAGCGCCUUGCCUUCGGGUCCCUAAUUCCCGGCCUCUGAUGACCAGGGGAAGCCUGGCGGGCCCUGGUGCCAGGAGCGUGCCGCCCCGCCCCCUGCACGCCAGCUGCAGCACGAGAAUUCAAGCUAACCGAGGGUCCAAACAUUCAUCCAGUGGCUGGCCACCAUGCCGCGUUCCUUCCUGGUCAAGAGCAAGAAGGCGCACAGCUACCACCAGCCGCGUUCCCCGGGGCCAGACUACUCCCUCAGUCUGGAGACUGUGCCCGCGCCCGGCAGAGCAGAUGACCCUGUGAGUGCAGGCGAGGAGAAGAAUGAACCCCAAGACCGUUUGUCCCCCGACUCUCAGCUAACCGAAGCUCAAGACAAAGCCUCUACGUCCCCUGACAGCUGCGAAGGCAGCAUUUGUGACCCGAGCUCCGAGUUCGAGGACUUCUGGAGGCCUCCUUCUCCCUCGGUUUCUCCAGGCUCCGAGAAGUCGUUAAGCCGCUCUCUGGACGAAGUUCAGCCCUACACCCUGCCUUUCAAGCCCUAUGCGUGGAGCGGCUUCGCAGGGUCCGACCUGCGGCACCUGGUGCAGAGCUACCGGCAGUGCACCGCCUUGGAGCGCAGCGCAGGCCUGAGCCUCUUUUGCGAGCGUGGCGCCGAGCCGGGCCACCCCGCCGCGAUGUACGGCCCUGAGCCGGCGGCGGGUGGAGCCGGUGCGGGGCCACCUAGGAGCUGCGGAGCCCCAGGAGGAGGCAGCAGUGGCGCAGGCCUGGGGCUCUACGGAGACUUCGGUCCUGGGGCGGCCGGGCUGUAUGAACGACCGAAUGCAGCAGCCGGCCGGCUGUACCAAGACCGCGGCCACGAGAUCCACGCAGACAAGAGCGUGGGCGUCAAGGUAGAGUCAGAGCUCCUGUGUACCCGCCUGCUGCUGGGCGGUGGCUCCUACAAAUGCAUCAAAUGCAGCAAGGUGUUCUCCACACCGCACGGGCUGGAGGUGCACGUGCGCCGGUCCCACAGCGGCACGAGACCAUUUGCGUGCGAGAUGUGCGGCAAAACUUUCGGGCACGCGGUGAGCCUAGAGCAGCACAAGGCCGUGCACUCUCAGGAACGGAGCUUUGACUGUAAAAUCUGUGGCAAGAGCUUCAAGAGGUCAUCCACACUGUCUACACACCUGCUCAUUCACUCAGACACCCGGCCUUACCCCUGUCAGUACUGUGGCAAGAGGUUCCACCAGAAGUCCGACAUGAAGAAACAUACCUUCAUCCACACAGGUGAGAAGCCCCACAAAUGCCAGGUGUGUGGUAAAGCAUUCAGUCAGAGCUCCAACCUCAUCACUCACAGCAGGAAGCACACGGGUUUCAAGCCCUUUGGCUGUGACCUGUGUGGGAAGGGCUUCCAAAGGAAGGUGGAUCUCAGGAGGCACCGGGAGACACAGCACGGAGUCAAAUGAGUAACUUGACCUUCUGGGACACCAGCUGUGAACACUACUGUUGAGGACACCUUCCCUGCCUGCCCCCUCGCUCAGGCCCUGAAUCCAGUGUGCAAAGUUCACUAUGGCUGUUCCCCUUCACCUUUCUUCCCAAAGCUGCUGGAAGAGAUGAACUCCCUUUUCAAAGGUCAGCUCCGAGUGGGAACCACAGCUUUGGGCUUCCCUACAAGCUGAAGAUAAGGAUCCAAUGAAAUCACACGCCUUCCAGUCCUUCCCUUUUCUGCCCAGUCUAACAGGCAGGAAAGAACUCUGGGCAGCUGCUAACAGGAGGCAUCACCUCUUAAACUUUGGAUGCAGCUGAUGCUCCAUAAUUUAGAAAGAACAGCAGUACUCUGUUCUUCUUCUGGGUAGCCAGCGGACCCUUUUCUCCUCCCAAGAAAACUGGUUUAGGGAAGGGACCUCAUUUCCCUUGAAAUCACCAGGUUGGAGGAAGCUGGGACAGUGGACUUGGUGAUGAGAGGGAGUCAGAGAUCCUCUGUGGUGCCAUCAGAGGAGGUAGAACUGUGGGUUAGUUUCUGGGAACAGCAUGUCUUUCUUUCAUUUAUUCAACAAGUCUUUAUUGACUACAGUAAGGGACCAUGCUAGAUCCUGGGGAGCCAGAGACUAAAGUCACCACCGCUGUGCCUCAAAAGCUAGAGACUGUGUUCUUCUCCUCCAAGGGGUUUCUGAGAAGGCCACACAAAUACUCAGACUUCCUUUUUGACUCUUUUGGAGCUUUUCAAGUGCAAACAAAAAGCAACUGGAGGGUUGUUUGAAAAAUUCAUGAGCAAAUCCAGUUUUUAUAAGAUGUCUGGGCUGGUAGAUGUGGGGCAAAGGCUGUGACCUCAACUCCUGCCCCUUGUGUAUCAGCUAGGGAAAAAUUAGUAUUUCUACUGUGAGGGUUGUAAAUGUGUCUAAAUCUCCCUGAGUGUGUUAUGUAUGUUAGAUAUUUAUUAGAAUGUUUAAUUUAAUAAAGUAUUAUGA